This is a messenger RNA of Drosophila guanche, 996 nucleotides long. RefSeq lists its product as uncharacterized. The transcript has a single exon. The record is from RefSeq and is a predicted model, not a curated record. Lineage: Eukaryota; Metazoa; Arthropoda; Insecta; Diptera; Drosophilidae. The coding region runs from base 96 to 707 and encodes 203 amino acids.
CCGAACCGCAUCGAGCUCUGAAAAGCGCGCGCGCUCUCCUUCCCCGCGGAACCAUCGAGAACCAACAUCGAAAAGAACCAACAAACACAGCGAGAAUGUUUCAGAAAAGGAUUAUCGAACUUAUUGUGGUGCUGCUGUACUGGAUGGUGAUCACGCCGGCGGUUUACAAGAUAUGCAAGGACAAGAACAUAAUCCAGGUGGAUAUGAAUCACCUGCUGGACACCGUGGCCGAGCACUGCACCUUUGGCCUCUGUCUGAUGGUGGGAUACGUGAUCCUCUACCGCAUAGUGAUCUUCAUCUACAUGAAGCUCAAGGUCUGCGACAUCCAGAUGUGGCAUAACCUGAAGAAGACCCAAGACGACCCCGAGGCUAACCUAAGCAAGAAGUCCCACUACCAGGCUGUCUCCACGGAGAACAUUGACACUGUGGACAGUGGCAAGAAAAGGCCAAUGACACCCAAGAUGAUAAGGACCAUCAGCAAUCCCUUGCUUAUCGAAAGCGAUUUGGCACGCAUUCACGUCAAGCACGAGACACGACCGCUGCAGAGUGCCACACUGCCUAGGUUGCAGCACGCCCAGGUCCACGCCAGUCCGAGUCCCAGUCUAAGAAGUGCACCGCCAGUGCCCAUGCAGCCACCGAAUGUCUACAACCAAGGUGUAAUCAUGUCGCCAAAGGUCCUCAUGCCAAGACAUCCAGACAUGGUAUAGAGAAGGAUAACGGAGAAGGAUAACGAGAUCCAUUCCAAGUAUUAGCUACAACCCAAAGAUCGAAAAGACAAUCGAAAUACCCACGAAAUUAGUCAAUCAUCACAGCACAAGGCUCUUCCUGCAGCAGAAAGAGUUCGAGUGAAGUUUAGUUAGCGAAUUAUUAUGUUUUAUGUACAUAUGGAUAUUUAUUAUUAGUCGUAAGAAUCCUUCUUGUUAUGUGAGUAAUUAUCGAACCGUAUAUGUGUCAUAUGCCGUUAUUUAUGUAUAAUAAAGAGAGAACAAUUUUCAA